Molecule: messenger RNA, 3825 nt
Organism: Rosa rugosa (rugosa rose)
Lineage: Eukaryota; Viridiplantae; Streptophyta; Magnoliopsida; Rosales; Rosaceae
Product: pentatricopeptide repeat-containing protein At3g24000, mitochondrial
Exons: 2
Coding region: 218-2239 (673 amino acids)
Biological process (GO): RNA modification
Molecular function (GO): RNA binding; zinc ion binding; protein binding
Source: RefSeq, a predicted model, not a curated record
ACUAAAUAAAGCAGGGGCCCAAGGACCGGUUUUUUUUUUUUAAUUAGUGUGAUUUUAGUUUUGGACCGGUUUUAAAAUUGAUAAGACACUCCCGUCCCGUGCAGGUGAUCAAAUGAUUCGGAAACAGAUGAGAGAGAGGUCGGAAAGGCUUGGGUUCGCCAUUCGCCUGUAUGAUCGAUCAUAUUGAAUAUUUGUUUGUUGGUGAGUUUGUUAUUUGAUGAAGAGACAGAUUUUGUGUAGUCAAUCCAAGGCCUUAUUAUUGUUGGACAAGUACAACAAUGCUGCUGCUGCUCUUGGUAUUCGGAAACUUCCAUUAUCGGCGCAGAUGGGCAGCGCUGCCACUCCGGCUGACUUGACUACUGACUCAGACAUUUCAGAAGGCGAAGACUGGUACGCCUCCCAUGUCAUCCAAGACAAGGACCUUCUCCGCAAGAGUCUCACAGAUUCGGGAACAACAGGGCUCCAUGUUCUGGACUUGGUUAAUCGCGCUUCUUUGGAAGCUGACCGGACCCUGUACAAUAAGCUGCUUAACAAAUGUACCCAGACUGGCCAACUUAAACAGGCCAGAAUUGUCCGUGCUCACAUCCUUACUUCCAAGUUCAACGAUGACCUUCCCAUCCACAACACCAUUCUCAACACGUACGUCAAGUGCGGCAGCUUGGACGACGCCCACAAGCUGUUCGAUGAAAUGCCUCACAGGGAUUUGGUCACCUGGACAGCCUUGAUCUCUGGCUAUUCUCAACAUGAUCGACCUGAGGAAGCACUUGUUCUGCUUCCUCAAAUGCUUCGCCAUGGACUGCAACCCAACCAGUUCACGCUGUCUAGCUUGCUCAAGGCUGCUGGUGCUGGGCCUGACCCUGAUGAUAAGCACGGCAGGCAGCUUCAUGCCCACUGCUUCAAGUGCGGUUUUCAUUCCAAUGUUUAUGUGGGCACUUCUCUCGUGGACGUGUAUGCUAGGUGUGGCCGUAUGGACGAAUCCCAGAUCAUCUUUGACGCUCUCGACACCAAGAAUGAGGUGUCUUGGAAUGCUUUGAUCGCCGGGCAUGCUAGGAAGGGUCAAGGAGAGCAUGCUCUGAGGUUGUUCUGGAAGAUGCUGAGGGGAGGAUUCAAGCCCACUCAUUUCACUUAUUCUAGUGUGUUUACUGUGUGUGCCAGUGCAGGGUCUAUGGAGCAAGGUAAGUGGGUUCACUCCCAUAUGAUCAAAUCGGGUGUUCACCUUGUUGCUUUUGUUGGGAAUACUCUUCUCGACAUGUAUGCCAAGUCAGGCAGCAUUGAUGAUGCUAAAAAGGUAUUUGACCGGUUGGUUAGACGAGACAUUGUUUCUUGGAAUUCGAUGCUUACUGGAUACUCCCAGCAUGGGCUUGGGAAGGAAACUGUGCAGCUGUUUGAAGAAAUGCUUAGGAUUGGAAUUCAACCUAAUGAUAUAACAUUCCUCUGUGUUCUUACUGCCUGUAGCCAUGCUCGCCUCUUGGAUGAAGGACAGUAUUAUUUUCACUUGAUGAGGAAAAGGUUCAAAAUAGAACCACAGGUUUGGCAUUACGUUACAAUGGUUGAUCUUCUUGGCCGAGCAGGUCUUCUUGAUAGAGCUGACAAGUUCAUAAGAGAAAUGCCGAUUGAACCCACUGCAGCUGUCUGGGGAGCCUUGCUAGGUGCUUGUAGGAUGCACAACAACAUCGACUUGGGUGCCUAUGCUGCUGAGCGUGCUUUUGAUCUUGAUCCUUAUGAUUCAGGACCCUAUAUUAUACUCGCUAAUAUGUACGCAUCUGCUGGAAGAUUGAAUGAUGCUGCAAAAGUGAGAAAGAUGAUGAAAGAGAGUGGAGUGAAAAAGGAACCUGCCUGUAGUUGGGUGGAGAUUGAGAAUGCAGUCCACAUGUUUGUGGCAAACGAUGAUGCACACCCGCAAAGAGCAGAGAUAUAUAGGAUGUGGGAGAUGAUUAGCAAGAAGAUAAAGGAGGUCGGAUACGUUCCAGACACUAGCCAUGUACUCUUCUUUGUGGACCAGCAGGAGAGGGAAGUCAAGUUGCAGUUUCACAGUGAGAAGCUUGCACUCGCAUUUGCGCUUCUUAACACUUCUCCUGGAUCCACCAUCCGGAUCAAGAAGAACAUCAGGGUUUGUGGUGAUUGUCAUUCGGCAAUCAAGUACGUCUCAAAGGUGGAAAGGCGAGAAAUCAUUGUGAGAGACACCAAUCGGUUCCAUCAUUUCCGUGAUGGCUCUUGUUCUUGUGGGGACUAUUGGUAGCGCAUUGGCAUCCUAUAGUUCACAUGUGGGACAAUUUUCUUCUUAAUACAAAGAGGGAUUCAAGGCUUCUGCAUACAUCAUAAGUCAUUAGAUGGUUACUGGCCGGUUCUUUCUGGAAGCAACUUCACGUACAAGGUAAUGUCAUAUUAUUGCCAGCAGUGGAUCUGAUGUGCUAGGCCAUUGAAUGAGGGGAAAUGUGUGCCGAAAUGCUUUUAGUUAUGAAUUUCGAGAAUAGGCCAUACAACCACAAAAGCUCAAAUGCAAGUUCUUCUGUCGUAUUUAAGAUCAUUAUUUAUCUGGCCCAUAAAGUUUCAGCUAACCGUGAGCUGCAAGGCAAAAACCUAGGAAGAGCUUUCAUAAAGAUGACGAGGUAUCAUAUCUUAUGUUACAAUGUUGAUGUGUUGAAUUACGAUAUUUUCUCGUCUCGUGAAUACAAUUGGGGGAUGCUCAUUAAUAUAUUUCUUGAAUACAGUGUGAGGACAUGAGGCUGAUUACUAUACUUCUUGAACACAAUAGAUGAUAUAUAUACUUCUUAUAUGUGUAAAUCAUACAGGUCGAGCAUAUAAAGGAUGAGUCAUGUAAAACGGUUAUUGAAUUUUGUACAGAUUUUCAGUCAUAUAUACCAUCACAGUAUUAUCCUACAUUCUGCUGUGUAUGCCUCUCCUAUCUAAAGAUCUUAACAUGUAUGAAUGCAAUGAAUGGAGCUUCCCUUUCCCAGCUUCUGGCAUGUUUUAAUUGAAGGAAAAAAGAAUGUUAUAUGGAGAGAUUAGUAUGAGCCUGUUUUAUCUGUUCAAGACUUGCAGUCUCCAAAACAAGCCUUUAUAUCUGUGCCUACCGGAGCAUAGAAAAAUGCUGCUGUAUUUUCUGGCCAGUUAUAUGCCCGAGGGAGAGAAACAAGAAAACAUUGUUAGUCAAUAAAAUAUGGAUUGGAUCUUCGUGUUCUCUCUCUCUUUCUAAUAUUCGAAGGUAUUGACACGUAGCUGGGAAGUAUAAUGGUAGGAUUAAGGGUUGCAUUGCUUGGGGUUAAUGACAUGGUAAAACAAAUAUGGACAAAAACAGAGGGGGGAAGAAAGAGCAAAGAGAAAAAGAUGGGAUUUGCAUUUGCCUGUGGUACUUGAAAACUUUGAAAAGGAAAAUAGAGAAAGGAAUGGAGCGGAAAAAGAGGAACUAACCCAACCCAUCUGUUUGAUUUCAUUGCAUUGUUUGAAGCUGGAGAGAGAGAGAGAGAGAGAUGGGCGGGUAAAAAGCGUGAUGGAGGAGUGUGUAUGCAUGUGUGUGCGGUUAGAGACGUUUUAGCUUAAAAUCGCGUAGCGUGUGAUGGUGUGAGCAAAACAGCUCCUUUGUAAUCAUCAUUCUUCCUUCAACAGACGUUACAUGUGUUCAACAUCUCCAGAUAAUACGAACUCCUCUCCUCUGCUACAGCCACCCCAAUCAGCCUCAUACCAUACAGAUCAUUAAGAAAGGCUUCCAUAUAUAUAGAAAUAUGGAGCAUGAGCUGCGUGACAGCAAGAAAAGAGUAAGAGAAGGAGAUGAAGAACAUAUGAUUUGUUCAGAGAAGCAUGCAAAGACCAAAUUGGAUGAUGAUA